Messenger RNA from Suricata suricatta (meerkat), 4795 nucleotides. It is a transcript of the gene MAP3K21, whose product is annotated as mitogen-activated protein kinase kinase kinase 21. Gene Ontology annotation, biological process: protein phosphorylation. Gene Ontology annotation, molecular function: JUN kinase kinase kinase activity; ATP binding. The coding region runs from base 16 to 2385 and encodes 789 amino acids. Lineage: Eukaryota; Metazoa; Chordata; Mammalia; Carnivora; Herpestidae. The record is from RefSeq and is a predicted model, not a curated record. The transcript is spliced from 10 exons.
CAGAUCGCGCGGGGCAUGCUGUACCUGCACGAGGAGGCCGUCGUGUCCAUCCUGCACCGGGACCUCAAGUCCAGCAACAUUUUGCUGCUUGAGAAGAUAGAGCAUGAUGACAUCUGCAAUAAAACAUUGAAGAUUACCGAUUUUGGGUUAGCGAGAGAAUGGCAUAGGACUACCAGAAUGAGCGCCGCCGGCACCUACGCUUGGAUGGCCCCGGAGGUCAUCAAGUCCUCCUUGUUCUCCAAGGGAAGUGACAUCUGGAGCUAUGGAGUCCUGCUGUGGGAGCUGCUCACCGGAGAAGUCCCCUACCGUGGCAUCGACGGACUUGCCGUGGCCUACGGGGUAGCUGUGAACAAGCUCACUUUGCCCAUUCCGUCCACCUGCCCCGAGCCAUUUGCCAAGCUCAUGAAAGGGUGCUGGCAGCAAGACCCUCACAUCCGUCCGUCGUUUGCCCUAAUCCUUGAACAACUGACUGCCAUUGAAAAGGCGGUCAUGACUGACAUGCCUCAGGAAUCUUUUCAUUCCAUGCAAGAUGACUGGAAGCUAGAAAUUCAGCAAAUGUUUGAUGAACUGAGAACAAAGGAAAAGGAGCUGCGGUCCCGAGAGGAGGAGCUGACCCGGGCCGCCCUGCAGCAGAAGUCCCAGGAGGCGCUGCUGAAGCGGCGGGAGCAGCAGCUGGCCGAGCGGGAGAUCGACGUGCUGGAGCGGGAGCUCAACAUUCUGAUAUUCCAGUUAAACCAGGAGAAGCCCAACGUCAAGAAGAGGAAGGGAAAGUUCAGGAGGAGUCGGUUAAAGCUCAAAGAUGGACAUCGCAUCAGCUUACCUUCAGAUUUCCAGCAUAAAAUCACCGUGCAGGCCUCUCCCCACUUGGACAAACGGAGGAGUUUGAACAGCAGUAGCUCCAGUCCACCUAGUAGCCCUACGGUGAUUCCUCGGCUCCGAGCGAUACAGCUGACUUCAGAUGAAAGUAAUAAAACUUGGGGAAGGAACACAAUCUGUCGACAAGAAGAGUUUGAAGAUGUGAAAAGGAGUUUCAAGAAAAAAGGUUGUACCUGGGGACCAAAUUCAAUUCAAAUGAAAGAAAGAACGGAGUGCAAAGAAAGAAUAAGACCUCUCUCAGACGGCAACAGUCCUUGGUCAACGCUCUUACUAAAGAAUCAGAAAACCAUGCCGCUGGUUUCAUUAUUUGUGGACCAGCCAGGUGUUUCUGAAGAGCCAAAACUUGCCCCAGAUGGAUCAGAACACAGAAAACCAAAGCCAAUGAAACUGCCCAGUCAAGCCCACAUCGAUCUACCUCUUUGGAAAGAUGGCCAGAGAGAGAAUCCAGUGGAACCUGGAGACUGGGAGGAGGGACUCGUUAUGAACCCCACUGCCGUCCCACCUCAGGUGACCCCCAUGAAUGGCUUGAGCAGAUCCCCCCAGAGGAAGAAGACCGAGUCUGCUCUGUACGGCUGCACCGUGCUGCUGGCGGCCGUGGCUCUGGGACUGGACGUCAGAGAGCUCAAUAAAGCACAGGCUGCCGAGGAACCGCUGCCCAAGGAAGAGAGGAGGAAACGCGAGGGAAUCUUCCCGCGGGCUCCCAAGUCCCGAGGCAGCGGGAGUCCUUCGACAAGGCCACCAUCGACGGGCGAGGGGGCCGGCAGCCCACCCAUCUUUUCUCCAGCAAACGCCCUGAGCCUUCUGUCCAUGCCCUCUCUUUCCACAAAGUGCUUGCUGCAGCCCGACAGCGACGACGCAUCAGAGGGCAGCGCCCACGUCACUUGUGCCCCUGAGAUACCCACUCCAGACUCAUGCCCCGCCGUCGGGGCAGGGAGUCACAAACUGCCCUCCACGCCAAGACUCGAGGCCGAUCAGAGGCCGUGGAAAAACCUGCCUCCUCCUCUCUUAGACCCAACGUGUGGGAAUGUGCCUUAUUACGCUUCUUCGAAAGAACACACACCACAUCACAGACGCACCCUGUCUGAUGGAAACGCUUUUCAGACCCCAACAGCUGGGACAGCUCGACUACCAGCCCCCGGAGCCUCUGACCUGCCACCUGAGUGGGCUCUGGGGCUCCCCCACCUCUCACGCGGGCUUCACGGUAACCUGCCAAGGGAGGCCCCUCCCGAAAAACAGAGAGCCGUCAGCAUCAUGCCUCUGCCUCGCCCUCCCUCCUCCAGGAGCCGAACGGCGUCUCAGCCUGCACAGGCCGACUGUGCCGUGCGUGGUCCGGGACCCACCGCUAACUGCUCCCGAGGUGCCCAGGAGAGAACUAAGUCCCACGUGCCUUCCCUACUGGACAUGGACGUCGAGGGCCAGAGUAGGGACUACACCGUGCCUUUGUGCAGGAUGAAGAGCAGAACUAGCCGACCAUCCAUAUAUCAACUAGAGAAAGAAUUUCUGUCUUAAGUGCCUUACUUUGUUUGAGCCUUUCUUUUUUUUUUUUUUUUUAAGGUGAACAAAUUAAAACAAUGUGUCUACCUUCAAACUAUUUCAUGCUGCUGUGUUUUCAAAAGCUGUGGCCAUGUUACUAAAAGUAGUAAUGGAUGUCAACCUUCUGAAAAAAAAAAUGUAUGUGAUUGCUCUUAGCGGUCUGUAUCAUUUUUUCCCCUCUGGACUCUUACCUAGUAACUUGGAACACACACACACACACACACACACACACACACACACACAUAAAACAAGAAACGUGCAACAAUGUAAAACUGUGCUGCAGGGAAUGACCUUGAGCAUAAUUCUAAUGCUUUGUCUGCCCUCAUUUACAACCUUGUCCAUGACACCCCAAUUGUAAUGAAGCGCACCCAUUUUGUCCCUUCCCCUUCAUUUCCUUCCUGUUUGCCUUUCUUCAUCUCUCUCUUGUUAUUUGUACAACAAAACAAGAAUAAUGUGAUCUUAGUAAGGAAAGCUAUCUAUUUAAAAAGUAUGUAUCGAAGACUGGAAUAGAUCGAGUCCCAGUUAAAUUCCCUGAACUCAGUGUAGGCUUAUAAUGUAUAGAUAAUGUCGAGGUCUCAUAAAUUAUGCAAUAUUUUUCUCUUUGAGGGAACUUAAGUGAAUGUAACUUGUAAAUGUUGUACUGAAUGUAACUUUAAAAAAAAUUUAUCCAUUGCAACUCCAAGACAGAUUUUUAAGAAGUCAGUCGUUGGCAUUUGGCUAAGGCCACAUUAUGUCCCCCUGACCGAGGCCAAGUGGUAGGUUCUUCCGGUAAAAACGGCUCUUCUUGCAUCAGUCACCACGUGUUUGGUAUCCCGAGUAUAAAGCUUUCAUUUUGUAGUAGGAUUUUUAAAAAUUGAACAAUUUAUGUAUCGGGUGUUGGAAACAUUCAUGUCAUGUAAUUUUAUUUUUCUCUAUUUAAUGUGUGAUUAUUCUGAUAAUCCCCAGUACAGGCAGAAGAACCUCCAAAUCAAGAAACAGCAAGCAGCACUGUUAGACUUUAAGUAUUUCAUAGUUAACUCAUGUUUCCGUAAAUUGUGGAUAAAUGGAUAAACUGAUGAUAAGCUGAUAUGGUGGAAAUGACACAUAUAGAUUAUUUUCAGAUAUGGGCUUUUAAAUGGAUUUGGGGUAGCAGAUCAGAACUUUAAGUGAUUUUAAAUUAUUUCAUGAGUCACCUUUAUAAAAUCCUACAUGUAUGAUAUAAAUAGACUAUUCGGUUAUUAAACUACAGAAAUGACUAUCCUGGAGCUCGUACAUUUGUUUUGGUUUCUUUUAUUAAAUUCACUAUGCCUCCCUUCUGUCACUAGAUUGUGACUGUUUGGGAUGACAGUCAAUACUUAAAGUUUUGCAUACAAUGCAAUACUAAAUUGCAAACAUCACUUGACAUUUCAUUUAAAAUUUUACCUCGGUCAGGGUUUACCCAAGAACUGAAAUGUCAGCAGUUUAAAUGAGCUGUGACAAAAUCUCUCUACCUAGAGCAGAAAAAAAGAAAAUAGUAUUAUUUGGCCACUUUGGAGCAUCACAGCUGCUUGGCAGGUAUGUUCCAGCAGACGGCCAACAGAGCGUGAAAGGAUUAUAAUAAUCUCAGCGCAUUUAACCCCAAGGAAAACAUCCUCAUGUUUAAAAUUCUUGCAGCAAAAUCUCGAGUAUUUAGCCACAUUCUUUUGUAUUAUGGUCUGUUCUAGGAUCUGGCUUCACUUUUGGGAGGUGGUUGAAAUAAGUAAUCAAAAUUGGGUUUCCUCAAGACUUUAUCACGUUUGAAACUGUGGCUGGCCACUUCAUAUUCUGACACUUGGUGGCAUAUGAUUUCCGGCUAAAAGUAAAGGGAAUACAUGCCUGAAAUAGUACAUGAAAAGAGUAUAGAAACUCUGUUCACAGUUUCGCUUCUGCCAAAACAUUGUGUGUGUGUGCAUGUGUGUGUGUGUGUGUGUGUGUGUGUGUGUGUGUGUGUGUGUGUGAGGGGUGGAGGGUCCUGGCGCGUGUCCUUCUGUCUGUUCCCUCUCUAUUCCCUGCUCCUGUUGAGCUUCACUGGAGUCAACUCUACAUCACAAUGAGUUUGGAAGUGAAGCUACAUUAAAGACAUUGUUGCGAUACAAGGAUUUAAUGUCAUGUUACUGCAAAGAGUUUUUGCCGAAAUCUGUUGUAUAUUUGUGAUUUUCUCCGUGUCUUUGUUAUACUUGGCAGAAUCUGGUUAUUUAUUUUCAUAUAGACUUAACAGCUCAUUGAAAGAGAAGUUACGCUGAUUACUGUUAGUCAACAUUUAAGGUGCUCCUGUUGCAGAAAUUUAGGGCCUGAGCCUGAAAUGCUGUAUUAUGAAGCCUUGUGACCGAAAAAGAUGUUUACAUAUGCUGUCUAUUUUUUUAAUAAACUUUUUUUUAUAGCUAGUUUA